AUGAUACUGCUAGGAACCUACUUUACUGGGCAAGUGCCCUUUCACCAAGUAUUAUUUCAUGGGCUAAUUCGGGACAAAUAUGGCAAAAAAAUGUCCAAAUCUUUAGGAAAUGGUGUCGAACCUGAACUCUUGAUUGAAAAAUAUGGCUGCGAUAGUUUACGACUUUUUUUCCUAGAAAAUAAUAUUUGGGGUUCAGAUUUAGUUUACCAAAAAGAAAAAGUUAUUAGCAGUUGGCGUUUUUGUCAAAAACUUUGGAGCAUUGCCAAUUUGAUAAAAAGUAAAAUACCUGCCACCGAAUUACGGAAAAUCCAGAAAAAGGAAUUAGAAAGCAUAUAA
Molecule: messenger RNA, 336 nt
Organism: Ambispora gerdemannii
Lineage: Eukaryota; Fungi; Glomeromycota; Glomeromycetes; Archaeosporales; Ambisporaceae
Source: the annotation of a GenBank genome assembly